This is a messenger RNA of Phytophthora sojae, 2811 nucleotides long. RefSeq lists its product as hypothetical. Gene Ontology annotation, molecular function: copper ion binding; oxidoreductase activity; metal ion transmembrane transporter activity. Gene Ontology annotation, biological process: transmembrane transport; metal ion transport. The record is from RefSeq and is a predicted model, not a curated record. Gene Ontology annotation, cellular component: membrane. Lineage: Eukaryota; Oomycota; Peronosporomycetes; Peronosporales; Peronosporaceae. The transcript has a single exon. The coding region runs from base 1 to 2751 and encodes 916 amino acids.
AUGCUCACCUGCGCCGCGCUGUCGGCCGCAGUGGCAGUCGCCGCCCUGGCGCCCGCCAACGCGCUCACGAACCUCAAGACCGACUGGGACGCCUAUGUCAGCGCGCUGCCCAUUCCGGACGUCAUCGACCUGACGGCCGGCGGCUCCAUCGACAUGCAGAUCGGCCGCGCCACGCACAACUGGACGGAGGACGGCUCGCUCUCGGGCGACAUCUACGGCUACGCGCUCAAGAACUCGACCCCGACGAUGCCCGGCCCGACCAUCAAGGUCGCCAGGGGCGUGCCGAUCUCCAUCACGUGGUACAACGAGCUGUCCCAGCCGCACCUGUUCCAGAACUCGGUCGAGGACUCGCUCAACAACGUCGAGUCGGCGUGCUACCCGUACUGCGGCGUGCCGGUGGUGACCCACGUCCACGGGCUCGAGUCCCCGCCCGAGUACGACGGACUGCCGUACCGGUCGAUCUACAAGAACCAGUCGCAGGAGUUCCACUACUACAACAACCAGUCCGCGUCCACCAAGCUCUACCACGACCACUCGAACGGUUUGACCCGCCUCAACACGUGGGCCGGGCUCAUGGGCGCCUACAUCAUUACCGAUGACGAACUGGAGGCGUCCAUCAACAUGGACAUCGAGACGGACAUUCCGCUGGUGCUGACUGACCGUCUCAUCAACACGACGGGCGAGCUGCUUUACUCGGACGACAACUGCAAUGCCGGCGCCACCGAGUGGGUGCCCGAGUCCUUCGGCAACGUGAACCUGGUGAACGGCGUGAUCAUGCCGUACGUCGAGGUGCCGCCCGCCCAGGUCCGCUUCCGCCUGAUCAACGUGGCCAACGCGCGCCACUACAACAUCACCGUUCCGUUCGAGGACAAGUGCCAGAUCGUGGCCACCGACUCCGGAUUCGUGCACAAGCCCGAGUCCUUCAGCGACUACCUCGUGCUCUUCCCGUUCGAGCGCAUCGAGUUCGUCUGCGACUUCACCAACGACACGAAUGGCACAACCUACAAGCUUAUCGACAACGAGACGGCGGACCAGCCGACGGCUUAUGAUGAGCGCAUCAUGCAGAUCCGCGUGGUGUCGAGCCUCAAGACGGACACGAUGGAGUACCGUGAGAUCCCAUCGACGCUUGUGACGUACAAGUCGCUCAAGGAGCUGUACGAGGCCGGCGGAAAGGAGCGCACAGUCAUCCUCGGAGAAAUGGACACGGCGCUGCAGUGCCCCCUGUACGACAUGAUCAUGUACCGAUCGCAGCAGAUCAACAUGACGAGCAUCACGGGCAGUCUGCACUGCACCAAGGGCACGGUGGAGAAGUGGAACUUCCAGAACCCCACGGACGACCCGCACCCGUUCCACUGGCACUUGGUGAACGCCCAGUGCGGUGACACGGAAGAAACUAUCGACACGAACCACCUGAAGGACGUCGCCAAGAUCCCGAAUGCCGGUGACCGCGCCACGGACACCAUCACCCAGGUCUGCUACGUGGCCUGCACCCCCGACGAGUACCUCAUUGCGAACAGCACCCGUGGCGCCAAGGACUACGGAUUCGACACGACGGAGCCGUACGUGGCCCACUGCCACAUCCUGGAGCACGAGGAGAACUCGAUGAUGAGCUGGUUCAAGAUCAUGGACGUGGACGACGGAUACGCCGACGACAACGGCAUCACUCCUGGCACGGAGAUCACCAACACGGUUAUCGCCACUGCCAUGGGCAUGAGUGUGCUGGGUGGCAUUGCCACGACGCUGUCGGUGCUGGUGAUCUCGGUGGAGCGUCUGAAGUUCCUUGCCGACCCGCGCUCGCUCUCCAUCGCCUUCGCGUUGUCCGCUGGUGUCAUGAUCUUCAUCGCCUUCGCGGAUCUGUACGCCGAGGCCCUGACCUACUACCGUGCUGCGUUCACCCCUGGCACGACGGACCCCGAGGCUUACGAGCACGGAGGAAGCACCACGUCUACCGGUGUUUGUGACGACACGUGCAACGGUAACACGUACCUGGCGGCCACGGGCGUCUUCUUCGUCGGCAUCGCGAUCAUCCUGUUGGUGGAGUGGCUGGUCCACUCCGUCUUCGAGCGCAAGGACCGAGCUGCUGCUGCUGAGGCUGCGGCCAAGGCGGAUCAGGAGGACGGUGACAAGGCUCGCUUGGCGGAGGAGGGUGGUGACAAGGCCAACAUUGUGCACAUUGCGUCUCCCGUGCCCGGCACCCCUCUGCCAAACGAUGGAGCCCACGAGCUCGCCAGUCCUGCUGGAGAAGAGUCGGCGGCUCUUAUCGAGGAGAGGAAGGUGAAGGAAGAGUACCGUCGUGCGGGUGUGCUGACGGGUAUUGCUAUCGCCAUUCACAACUUCCCCGAAGGCCUGGCGCUGUUCGUGUCGUCGCUUGCCGGUCUCCGCACGGGUAUCGUGCUGUCCGUGGGUAUCAUUCUCCACAACUUCCCGGAAGGUGUGGCUGUGGCCGCGCCCGUGUACUACGCUACUGGAAGCAAGGUGGAGGCCUUCAAGUGGACGAUCAUCAGUGGUUUCGCGCAGGUGCUCGGCGCUGGCAUCGGCUGGGCUGCUGUUUCGGGCGGCAUGAGCUACGCUCUGGAGGCCACGCUGUACGCUCUGGUGGCUGGUAUGCUGGUGUGUAUCACCGCGAAGGAACUGCUGCCGGGCGCCUACAAGUUCGACCCGAGCGGAAAGCUGUUCGUGCCGUCCUUCUUCAUCGGUAUCGCCAUUAUCGCGCUGAGUUUGGUCGCGCUCAACUACGCUGGAUCAAGCUAAGUGUAGAAGAACCCAAUCUUUUUAAACGUAACGAGAUGAAUGCAAAGUCUGUGUCAAUUG